Molecule: messenger RNA, 504 nt
Organism: Clunio marinus
Lineage: Eukaryota; Metazoa; Arthropoda; Insecta; Diptera; Chironomidae
Source: the annotation of a GenBank genome assembly
AUGUUCAAAAUAAACUUUAGUCUGGAAAAAUUUGGUACAACUUGCGGAUGGAUAUUCUUAGCCAUUUCAUUGUACUUAGCAGUGACGACCAUUCAAAUCUUUAACUACAUAAUAUUUGAAAAAUCAACAGAACCCGAAGAUACCACCGAAAAGCGUGUUGUCGCAGUUUUAUAUCUUUUGGUAUGUGUUUCAACAUUUAUAAGAUCUUCUGUGAUUUCGUACCAGCUGAUCGAUGGAAUCAGACAACAAAAUCCUCGUGAAGUUAUGAAGUUUAACAUGUUGAUGAUUGAAAUACUUUUCAUAAUGGCUUUAAUUCAAUCAUUUUUGAUAUUUAAAAGAAACUUCGUACAAGCGGCUUGUUUAAUAGUUUUCGAAAUUAUAGUUUUUAUCGUCUGCUUUUACAUCAAUGAAUUGAAAAAGAAGUUUGAGAAGGAAAUUGAAUUAUUCAAUUGUGAAGGAAUAGAUUUGACUGCUACCCCUGUCCAACAUAAUCUUCAUAUUUAA